Molecule: messenger RNA, 3263 nt
Organism: Saprolegnia diclina VS20
Lineage: Eukaryota; Oomycota; Saprolegniomycetes; Saprolegniales; Saprolegniaceae
Product: AGC protein kinase
Exons: 8
Coding region: 38-3190 (1050 amino acids)
Biological process (GO): peptidyl-serine phosphorylation; signal transduction
Cellular component (GO): cAMP-dependent protein kinase complex
Molecular function (GO): ATP binding; cAMP-dependent protein kinase activity; cation binding
Source: RefSeq, a predicted model, not a curated record
CGCACAACUGCUACACAUCGCUGAGCAUCAAGAGCGUAUGGGGUGCGGCUCGUCUCUCGGUAUUGGGUCGAAGGUCGCGGACCGGAACCCGCAAGAGCAAGCCAACAACGACAACUCGCCGCUCACGCCCGAAGAGAUCCGGUCGCGCAUCGUGUGCUCGGAAAAGUCGACACGCCUUCAGCUCACGCCGUCCCUCUCGAUCGAGUACGCCUUUGUGUCUCAGCGCGGCUACUACCCCGACGCAAUUGACAAGCCCAACCAAGAUAGCUUUACCAUCAUCCCGAGCUUCGCGGGCGACCCGAGCAAGAUCUUCUUUGGCAUUUUUGACGGCCAUGGCGCGACCGGUGACCUCUGCUCGAUCUUUGCAAAGAAGGAGGUCCCGGAACGCUUGCUCAAGCUCAUGGCCAAAGGCACGCCCGGCAACUUUGCAGAAAUUUACUCGGCCGCGUUCACCGACACCAACGCCAAGUUGCACACAUCGCGCAUCGACGACAGUCUAAGCGGCACGACGGCCAUUACGUGUUUUAUGGACGGCGACAUCAUCCACGUGGCCAACGUCGGCGAUUCGCGCGCUGUGAUUGCGCGCAACGACCAGCCACGCAUUGUGGCCUCGCCCUUGUCGGUCGAUCAGACGCCGUACCGCACGGACGAACGCGAGCGCGUCAAGCGAUAUGGCGCUCGUGUAUUGACGAUGGACCAGCUGGAAGGCAUUGCACCGAUCCACGAGAACUGGGCAACGGCCAUCAACGAAGAGGUCGACGAAGAUGGCGACCCGCCCCGCGUGUGGUCGCCAACGGGCAACUUUCCGGGCACGGCGUUCACGCGUUCGAUUGGCGAUGAGAUUGCCGAGAGCCUCGGUGUCUUUGCGACGCCCGAGAUUGCGUCGCUCCAGCUCACGCCGUCGGACCGGUACAUCAUCAUUGCGAGCGACGGCGUCUUUGAGUUUUUGACCAACCAAGCGGUUGUCGACAUCAUCAAGGCGUACUCGGACCCGCUGGAGGCGUGCGAGAAGGUCGUGACUGAGUCGUACCGCCUCUGGUUGCACUACGAGCUCCGAACGGACGACAUUACGAUCGUGUGCAUUUACUUGGAUCACACGGCGUCGAGCCACGGCAACGAGACGAAUAAGGAGCGGCUCCAGAGCCAAAAGAACAACGAUCUCAUCACGACCAACAUGCUCAACGACCGUGUCGCCGAGUUGCGCCCGGUGCGGCGCGGUAUGUCCAAGCAGAAGCGGCGCGACCAGAUGAAGAAGGACAUGGCCAAGAUGGUGACCGAAGAAGACCUCAACUACAAGAUGAACGACCACGUGAUUCUCAAAUCCAAGCAAGAAAUGGACAAAAUCCAGGAGAUCACUCAGGCCAAUUGGCUCUUCAAGCAGCUCACGGCACAGCAACGCAACGACGUGUACAAGGUCAUGGAAAAGGUCACAGUCAACGAAACCGACGUGGUCAUUCGCCAAGGCGACCCAGGCGACCGCUUCUACUGCGUUCAGAGCGGCGACUUUCAAGUCACGGUCAAGAACGAGACGCCCAAUGGCAUUCGCGAAGACAUUGUCCACGUCUACCGCGGUGACACGCAUCCGUCGUUUGGCGAACUCGCGCUCAUGCACAAUGCGCCGCGGUCGUCGUCAGUGAUCGCGCUCACAAAAGGUGUCUUGUGGGCCAUCGACUGCCGCGCGUUCCGACUCGUCUUUAUGAAGUCACCGACCAACGUUAUCGUCCAGACGCUCAAGAAGGUCGAUGUGCUCAAGUCGCUCACGACGACGCAACUCGAGCGACUCGCGACCAACUUGACCGAAAUCACGUUUGAAGACGGCGAUUACAUCAUCAACCAAGGCACGAUCGGCAACACAUUUUUUGUCAUCAAGGAAGGUGCGUGCCUCUGCACGGUUUGGGACGUCGCACCCGGUACGACGGAGCGCACGAGCCGCGAAGUGCUACGACUGCGCCAGCACCAGUACUUUGGCGAGCGCGCGCUCCUCAACGACGCCCCGCGCGCCGCCAACGUCAUUAGCGUCGGUCGCACGAAAUUGCUCCAGAUCGGGCGCCAGGCCUUUGAGGAGAUUCUCGGGCCGCUCCAAAAGAUCAUUGACAACGACCGCGCGCAGCGCGAGGCCAAACACAACUUUCAAAUUGCCGUGAGCAACCUCCGCGAGCACAACCCCGAGGCGAGCUCGGUCAAGAACGACGUGGCGCGUGGCCAGCUCAGUUUCAAGUGCGUCGCGCAGACGAGCGAGGUCGGGACCCUCACCACGUUUGAGACGACGAGCAAGGUCCGGCUCACGGUUCGCGUCGUCUCCAAGCGACAGACCAAAGCCAACAACAAGAUCGAAGAGGUCAUGCGCGAAGCCGCGAUCCACAAGAGCAUGAAGCGACCCAUCUCGGUUGCGACAGUCCCCGUGUGCAUGGGCACGUGGACCGACGCCAACGGCCUCUACAUGGCGUUCAACUCCAACAUGGUCUGCGACAUUGCCGGCUUGAUGCUCGACGCGGAAACCAAAUUCUCGGAAGACGUGAUUCGGCAGUACGCGGCGCAGCUGCUCAUUGGUCUCGAGACGCUUCACGAUGUUGGGAUCGUGUACCGCAACAUGAACCCGGAAAACAUCAUGCUCGACGACAACGGCUACGUCCAGCUGCACGAUUUUCGGUAUGCCAAGCAAAUCGACGAUCUCCGUACGUACACACUGUGCGGCACAGCCGAGUAUACGGCGCCCGAAAUGGUGUCGGCGCAAGGCCACAGCUUUGGCGUCGAUAUUUGGGGCCUCGGCAUUCUCAUCUAUGAGAUGCUCUACGGUAUCACACCGUUCGCAUGCGACGACUUGGAGAACGACAAGGACGUCGUGCUCGCUGUCUACUCAAAAAUCUCACGCUACGACCGCAAGGACCUCGUCUUUCCCGGCACGGAAGAUCGCUCGAAAGAGGUGACGGACCUCCUCUUCCAGAUUCUUAACCAGAGUCCAUACGAACGCCUUGGCUGCCAAGGCAUGAUCGACAUCAACACGGGCGGGUCCGUCAUCCGGAGCCACCCGUGGUUUGCGUCGGUCGACUGGGUGCACGUCGCAGCCGGCGUCCAGAACGCGCCGCACGUCCAGCAGAUUCGCCAAAAAGCGGCGCAGGUGUUUGACGCUGCCGCGCCGCUCGUGCUUGAACCGUACAACGACGCGUCGUCCUGGUUUGACGGCUUUUAACGCGACAGUGCGGUGGCGAUGAAGUCAAUUCGACCUCGCGUUUAACCUGUAAAAGUAUCUUAUUGCGUGCAUA